Molecule: messenger RNA, 3210 nt
Organism: Alosa sapidissima (American shad)
Lineage: Eukaryota; Metazoa; Chordata; Actinopteri; Clupeiformes; Clupeidae
Gene: llcp
Product: treacle ribosome biogenesis factor 1
Exons: 9
Coding region: 88-2541 (817 amino acids)
Source: RefSeq, a predicted model, not a curated record
UUUAGAGCAACAUGAUCGUACCAAUGUAGUUUCGGUUUUCACAGAAUAGAUCUGACAUUUCGGCCACAAUUUCUUAUUAUUUGAAAUAUGGCUUCUCUGGAUAAACCUGAUGUUAGUGACGCAUUGAUGAACUUAAUCUACCGGCAUCUGAAGGACAACGGUUACAAGAAAGCAGCCAACGUGCUCAAAAAGCAUAUUCCUAAGGGGGAAGAAGGUGUGGCAAGCACUUCCUUACGUGAUAUUUAUAACAAAUGGACCGCGGGGUCGCAGAGCGGAAGUAAGGCUGCUGAAGUUUCCAGCAGUAUAUCAAGUUCCAGUGACGAUGAGGAGACCCAGAGAUCAGUACCACUGGUAAAAACUUCCAAGACCAACACACCAGCAACUCCAGUCACUAACACAGAUGCGCAAACAGUUCCCUCUACUGCAUCACCAUCCCAUCCCAAAGGAAAGAGAGCCAGUAAGAAAGAUAGCAAGACACCUUCUAAGAAGAACACACAGGGCGCAGGGAAACCAGCAAAACGGAAGCAGAAGUCUGAUGCUCCAGCCCCUAAAGCCAAGCGGAGAAGGAAAGGCUCUGAACCAGAGGCAGCUUCCACAGUUUCCUCCAUUCCCACUGCUUCCACCACAGAUGCAGAUGGGUCGGACUCCGACAGCAGUCUGGAUGUGGAGAAAUGGAAGAAACUUGCCUUGGAACUGACAGAUGCUGAUAUUGCAAGGAUGGAAGCGAUCACCUCGGUAAACUCCAAGAGUCCAUCAAAUGGCAGAAAGACGCCCAGAAAGAAACCAGCAGCAAAGAUCUCAAAAACUACUGCCUUGGUGAAGAAGUCCCCUUCAAAACCCAGAGGUGCCCAGAAGAACUCCGCGUCAAAAGCAGUUAAAUCAAAGACAGUCAAGAGCCCAUCUGAUGACAAGAAGACAAAAAAUGUUCAAGAGGCCAGUAAGACAAAAACAAGUAAAACUAAGAAGGAUCCAUCAAAGUCUGCAAAGGUCAAGACUACUAAAGCCAUAUCGCAUAACGGUACUUCAGAAGCUAAGAUCACAGACACUGCCUCAGCUGACCAGAAUGGCAAGACCCCAAAAAAAUCACUGAAAGAAAAGAAUCUCAAGACCUCCUCUAAAGAAACAACAGCUACCAAUUCUUGUGACGUAGAAAAUGCAGUGACUGCCUUAGCUGAUCAAAGCACAAAGACAAAACCUCGUAAACAGAAGACUCCCAAGACCCCUUCUAAAGACAGUUCAGCUACAACCUCAUUAACAGACAAUGCAUCUUCUACCACAGAAACUGUAAAAACAAAUUCAAACAGCAACACAACCAAUACAUCAGUUGAAAGUAGUACAACACCCUCAAAGGCUAAGAAACACAAGACACCCAACACCCCUUCUAAAGACAGCGCAGCAACUAAUUCAACAGAAGUUGAAAACACAGAGAAGACUUCAAAAGCUGGCAAACACAAGACUCCCAAGACCCCUUCUAAAGACAGUUCAACUACAACCUCAUUACCAGACAAGGCAUCUCCUUCUACCACAGAAACUGUAAAAACAAAUUCAAACAGCAACACAAUCAAUACAUCAGUUGAAAGUAGUACAACACCCUCAAAGGCUAAGAAACACAAGACACCCAACGCCUCUUCUAAAGAUAGUGCAGCAACUAAUUCAACAGAAGUUGAAAACACAGAGAAGACUUCAAAAGCUGGCAAACACAAGACUCCCAAGACCCCCUCAAAAGACAGUAAAGGCACAACCCCUCCAGAAGAUGGUACAGUGACAAAUUCUACUGUUGACAGCAAGAUAGCACCUGUCUCAGUUGAGCAAAAUGGCAGUUCAUUUUCAACACCAGCUAAGACCUCCAAAAAAACUAAAACUAAGAUUGCAGUUACAGAUAGUAAGAGCUCAGAUUCUACAGAAGGUCACAAUGCAGAUGCCCUUUUAAAGGAAAACAAAGAAACAGUCACACCAGCUGAAGAGAGUGCUAAUACCAGCAACACAAAACAUAAAAAGUCAAAGACUCAUAAGACCUCUUCUAAAGACAGUUCAACUAAAGAUUCCUUAGAAGUUCAAAAUACUGAGAUCCAGCCGAAAGGCAAUGAACAUGUCAGUGCCCCCCAAGAAGACAGUGAGCCUCCAUCCUCUGAUCCUCCUGUGGAGAAGAAGAAGCACAAGAAAAGGAAAAAGGAGGAAGAGGUAGUUGUCGAGGAGCCUACACCUCAAGAGGUCCCCUCAGAACCAAAGAAAAAGAAGAAGAAAAAGAAGACUAAGGAUGAAGCGGAAGAGAGGAGUGAAGAGCAAAGCCAACAGAGUGUUGCAGAAACAGAGCCACAACCUGCACUGGAGUCGCUGGUCACCGUGACAACUUUGGAACCCACAAUUGACAAAAAGAAAAAGAAAAAAAAGGACAAAGACAAGGAAAGAGAAAAGGAGGAAGUGACCUCAGUACCGUCGACCCCAUCAGCUCCACCUGAGGAGGAGUCCGUUCCUAAAAAGAAGAAAAAAAAGAAACUGCUGAGUAACCAGCCUCUCACAGAUCUACCUGAGCAGCCCUGAGCACCAGAUAGGUACCCCAGAGGAGAGGAGGACGGUGUCCUGCUGAGGCUGCCCCUUACUGAAGGCCAUCCGCUUUGGAGGGCGCCUCUUUGGAGGCCUUGGGGCUGUGAAGAAGCCUCAAGAUGCCCACCCGUCCACACAGACUGUCUUUUAAAAACAAAAGCAAAGGGACUCCCUUCGAAGAGAGAAGCAAAGAAGAAAGGAAGACAUGCUGUCUUUAUAGUUUUUUAUCAAACCCUUUUUAUAUAUUUUAAAUAUGUAGUUUUGUAAAUCCAGUUUUAUGUCUUUUAUUUUUGUGGCACCAAUUAAGGAUCAUGUGCAAUCAGGGAAAUACACCUGAAGUGUGACUUGGUGGUGAGAGCUGGAAAAGACAACUGACAGUCUAGCGCAGAUUAGACCAGAUCAGAAUAGUUUACAUCAGCCAUGCUAUAUAUCACAUUCUAGUAAUGGUCAGCGAAAUGCACAUACAUUGUGUCAGAAGGCAAUAGUUUUGAAGAUAACAGGACAGUAGAAAGAAAACAAAGUUGUGAAAUGUAUAUGUCAAACUUGUUACUUUGUGAAAAAGAGUGCCUGCCUGUUAGAUAAAUGCCAUUGUAUAAAAUCAAAUUAGUUUUAAAAAAAAUAUUUUUACAUGUCAUGUUGCUGGUUGUUUUUUAAGGUUUUAAUAAG